UCACACCUCAUCAUCGUCAUCGUUAGUUGUUGGUCAUUGGUCGCUGAAGGUCGCCGUUUAGGGCAUUAAAAACCAGGUGACUUCGUCAAAGGUAACUCAAUACGUCUUUGGCAUUACAACGAAGAUGAGGUGCGAUCAUCAGGUGCAAUUUUUGCUGCUCCUCGUGCUCUGUAUUUGGAGUACUGGAGCUCAUUCUCUGGGAGCAGGAGGAGGAGGCGGAGUGGGAGCCAUUGGAGGAGUGGGUGCAAUAGGAGGAGUGGGUGCCAUUGGAGGACUGGGUGGUAUUGGUGGAGUCCAGCAAGUGCCAGUUAUCCAGCAAGUCCCAGUUGUCCAGCAAGUGCCCCUCAUCCAGCAGCAGCAACCCCAAGCUCUGGGACUCGCUGGUGGCGGUGGAUUCAUUGGCGGCGGCAUUGGAGCAGGAGCCGGCUUUGGACGCUACAAGGAGAGCUAUCGGGUGAGAGCCAGAGGCCUGGGAGGUGGAUUCCGUGCCCGCUAUGACAAGAAAUACGGCGGCGGCUUUGCAGGAUUCGGAGCUGCCGGUGGAGCGGGCAUAGGCGGUGGAGCUCUUUUAGGAUAA
Messenger RNA from Drosophila serrata, 577 nucleotides. RefSeq lists its product as uncharacterized. Lineage: Eukaryota; Metazoa; Arthropoda; Insecta; Diptera; Drosophilidae. The record is from RefSeq and is a predicted model, not a curated record.